GUAAACCUAACCUUACAUAUUUGUGCGCUAGUGUUUUGAAGAGUGUUUUUGUGCGGCUUUGAUUUCGCGCGUGUGAUUUCGGACAGUUUACAGUUUCCCCUAUCUCCGUUUGAAAAAACUAUUAUAAUCCCGUUUUCAAUUACAUUCACCAGAUUAUUUCAGCUUUUUUGUUGAUUUUGCGCCAAAAGCAAAACAGCCGAAUUUCAAUUUUUUUGCAACCCCAGAAGUUGUCCUCAAGCAUUUCAACAUGAGCCGAAGAAAGAAGCAGAAGCUUGACUUGAAAGAAUCCGAGGAAAGGCCCUUGAUCAAACAAGAAGAGGAUGUUCAGGAAACAACACCUGAAAAGCCUAAGAUGCAAGGAACCGACAAAAAGACAAGCCCUGGAGCUGGUUCAAAAACAGCAAAGAAGGAACCGAAAAAAGAAGACAUCAAGAAAGAAGAUACACCUCAGGCAACUUGGAGCAAGGACAAGAAAAAGGAAGAUGCCGACUCUGAAAUCGACGACCCUGUCAUCAAGGACCUUUUCUCAGGCUUGGAAGGAGCCGCAUUCCAAAGUAGGAUGCCAUUUGACAAGCUGACAUCGACAGAAGCUGCCUGCUUUCCUGAUAUCGCCAAUGCAGUAUUGCAAACUGUCAAGGUCUAUCUCAACAUCAGGAACAGAAUUCUACAGAUGUGGCUGGAGAACCCUAAGCAGCAGCUCAUUUUGGAGCAGGCUAUAGAGCGCAUGGAGCCCCCGUACAACAGCGAUCUGCAGCUUCUGAAUCGCGUGCACGCCUUCUUGGAGCGCAACGGCUUCAUCAACUACGGUAUCUUCAAGCGCUUGAAGCCCAUUCCGGCCAAGAAGUACGGGAAGGUGAUCGUGAUUGGCGCCGGAAUCGCCGGCUUGGCCGCCGCUCAACAGUUGCAGCAGUUUGGAUUGGAGGUGAUCGUCUUGGAGGCCAGAGAUAGAGUCGGCGGGAGGAUUGCGACUUUUAGGAAAGGCAACUACAUAGCAGAUCUUGGCGCCAUGGUAGUGACAGGUCUCGGCGGCAACCCGGUGACCACGCUGAGCAAACAGAUCGACAUGGAGCUGCACCGUAUCCGUCAGAAAUGUCCGUUGUACCAGUCCACAGGUGUUACAGUCGACAAGGAUAAAGAUGAGAUGGUGGAAAGGGAAUUCAACAGGCUGCUGGAAGCCACGUCAUAUCUGUCGCAUCAGCUUGAUUUCAACUAUGCCGGCAACAAACCUGUCAGCUUGGGGCAGGCGCUGGAGUGGGUUAUCAAGCUACAGGAGAAGCACGUGAAAGAAAAACAAAUCGUCCACUUGAAAUCUUACAUUGCCCUCCAAGAAAAGCUGAAAGUCAACCAAUGCAAUUUGAUGAACGUCAAAGAACGGAUGAAAGAGAUCAACGCUAGAGUUAAAGAGCUCCAGGAUCUGGAUAAGAGGGAUAUUCAGCACGAAUUCGCUCUCAGAAGUGGGAUCAAAGAUCUAAAAACCUUAGGUGAUGAGUGGGAUCAGCUCCAGGAGCAAGCUAAGGAGAUUGAGGGGAAGCUGGAGGAGUUGGAUAAUACUAAACCAAGUGACGUGUACCUGUCAUCCAAGGAUCGCCAGAUCUUGGAUUGGCAUUUCGCGAAUCUGGAAUUUGCCAACGCAACGCCGCUGUCCAACCUUUCGUUGAAGCAUUGGGACCAGGACGAUGACUUCGAGUUCACCGGGAAUCAUUUAACAGGUACGUAAAACAUUACCUGCAU
Messenger RNA from Acanthoscelides obtectus, 1731 nucleotides. NCBI's taxonomy places the organism in Eukaryota, Metazoa, Arthropoda, Insecta, Coleoptera, Chrysomelidae. The record is from the annotation of a GenBank genome assembly.